AUGGCUUCCGUUGGUACUGAUGCUGAGGGCUCGGUCAAGUUCUUGGUCGAUUUCCAGGCUGUUGCCGAUGACUGCAGCAUUGUCUCCAAAGCUGCUGCUGCCAAGCGAUUCGAGCGCCUUCUCAAGGCACACGGCUUGAAGGCCAGUGAGCUCUCGAAGGGUGGUCCUAUGAGCGGCGCCUCCUCCCCGGCCCAGAGCACCGCCAGUCCCAAGACCCCGGCCAAGGGCACCGGCAAGGCCACUCCCAAGUCCAAGGGAAAGCGCGCUGCUCAGGCCUCCCCCACCAAGGACACCAAGCGCGCCAAGAUGGCCAACCACCCCGCCGUGACCUCCUAUAACGAUGAGGACGAGGAGGAGGAUGAGGCUCAGUUCAAGGUCAAGGAGGAGACCCAGGCUACUGGCGAGGCUUCCACCAACCACGGUUCGUACUGCGAUUAUUCCCGAGGCCGCGACGACGAUGACGACGAGUUGCAACUUCUCUACAUCGUGGAGAAGCCGACCGGCUGCCCCGUCCACGAUUCCGGCGAAUUCCGAGCCCCCCCGUCCGAAUGA
Messenger RNA from Colletotrichum graminicola M1.001, 552 nucleotides. RefSeq lists its product as uncharacterized. The record is from RefSeq and is a predicted model, not a curated record. The transcript has 4 exons. Lineage: Eukaryota; Fungi; Ascomycota; Sordariomycetes; Glomerellales; Glomerellaceae. Bases 1 to 552 code for a protein of 183 amino acids.